Messenger RNA from Paramecium octaurelia, 8598 nucleotides. The record is from the annotation of a GenBank genome assembly. NCBI's taxonomy places the organism in Eukaryota, Ciliophora, Oligohymenophorea, Peniculida, Parameciidae.
AUGAUAUUUGUUAUUUUCUUCAUCGUUUUGGUGCAUAAAGCUAAUGCGUAUGAAAUAAAGGAAAUGGAUUCUUUUUAUUAAUUUUCAUCGGAGACAAUAGAUUUGAACGAAAUUGUUGGGAGUGAUGAAAUCUCAUAUGGAUAUGGAGUCUGGUCAAAAUAUAAUCCUUUGAGUACAAUUUCUUAAGUUGGAACAAUUGGUUUGUUUGAUAGUGAUUGUUUUCAUAUACACAAUGCUGUGGAUUAACAAUCUUAGAGUUUGAACUUUAUUUACUAUGAUUGCCUGGAUUACUCAUCUUUGAAAAUUGUUAAGACAAUAACAUUCAUAGAUGAGGUUGGAGAAUAGCAUAAUUUCGAAGUGAAUAUAGAUAGCUUUUAGUAUGAAAAUGUUUGGUUUUACUUUUAAAUAUAAUAAUGGCCUAAAUUGAAGAUAUUUGAGUUAAUGAUAAUCUAAUUAGAAAUAGUGACGAUGAAGAGGAGGUUGCCAAUAGCACGUCCUUUCAAUGAUGAUAAAAUAAUUAUAACUUUUGGCGGAGGACUGUAAGUACAGAAAUCUUUGAUCACAACAUUUGAAUUGGGAAAAAAGUUUUCAUACUUUCCUGGUAGAAUGAUUUUGGCGAAAUUUGCUGUUGUCCAAUAAUCUCCUGAUUUAGACUACGAAACUAUAAGUCUAGAUGCUUUUUCGACAUAUCGAGUUUGUGUAUGCUAGGACAGUAAGGGAAUGAAGAUAAAUGAUAUUGAUUUGAAAUAUAUGGACAAAUUGGCUUAUUUGUCGAAUUUGGUUAACUGCAAUAGUUAUGGUUUUUCUGGAUGGUUCAAAAUUGCAGAGAUUGUCCAAAUAUCAGAAAAAUUGGAAUAUAAGUUUUUCAAGCUAUCAUAAAACUUUGAAGAUUAACUAUCUGACGCCAAUCUAUCACCAUUUUAAUUAGUUUACAAAAUUUCUCCUUUUGGGAAUUAAAUAAUUACAACUACAUAUAGCUAUCCUUUCCCUUUAAUCAAUCUAAAUUUUGAUACAAAUCCUUUUUUAAUAACCAAUUAUUUUGAGAUUACAAAUUUAUUAUCACUUUGGAAUUUUGUAAGCAUUCAAUUGAUAGAAAGAACCUUUGAGAUUAUGAUAAUGAGUUAUAAAGGGAAUGAUAUUACUUAAUUUUCAGCCAAGCAUGAUGUAUAUCAAUUUAACAAUGUUAGAUUAAAAUUACAUUAUGGUAACAUUGAAUAAAAUUCAAAGGAUUACCUAAAUAUUUAAUAUAAAAACCUAGUGUUAUACAAUUGCGAACAUAUUAUCGAUCUAAAAUAUUGCCAUUACACUUGUGGAACUUGUGAUGGGCCAACUAAAUAUGAUUGUUUAACCUGUUCAGCUGAAUCUAAAAGAAUAUAUCUACCUGAACACAAAGUUUGUAUUUGUCCUCGUAAUACUAUUGAUGAUAAAACUUGUAAGUCAUACCAAGAUAUGUAAUUAACCUUAGUAGAUGGCGAUAUUAAGACUACAAACAAUUGCUAAUACGGAUAUUAUGAAUAUUAAGGGGAUUGUCUUAAAUGGUACUUAUAUAAACUAUUACUCUAGUCCAUCUAUUGUUAGAGAUAGAGAACUCUUUUGUAUUGAAUGCUUAGAGAACCCUAAAAAAUGGACUAGUAAUGCCUUUUGCCUUAACAAUCUAUAUUACAAUAAUGAAGGAGAUACUUAAAUAUUAACUUGGCAGAGUGAUUAAUACUUUCUAUUUGAUGGUGAGGAUCUCAAUGGUUGUGACAUUUGCAAUGAAAGCCACAAUUUUGUUGUUGAUGAGUAUGAAAUUGAUGAAGAGAUUGAAAAUUCAUCAACUUCAAAAUAUAUGUGUAGAGAUACUGAUUAUAAAUGUGCUUACUGUAUCUAGACUGUAAGCGAGAAAAUUUGUUUAAGAUGCAAUAUAGGUUACAUCAUGAUAAACCAGAUAUGUACCGAAAAUUAAUAUGAUAAACUUUCAUGCAAUUUAGGAUAAUAUUUGACAUCGAGGAGAUCCUGCUAAGAUUGUCCAAUUAAAAAUUGUAAAUAUUGUUUCGAGUAUCAAAACGACUUUAGUAAAUGCACUCUAUAUAAAAAUUUUGAGGCUUUUAAUUUUGACGAGGAGAUAAAGGUUGGAUGUGCACUUUGCGAGGAAAAUUAUCUAUUUGAUUUUACUUUGGGUUUAUGCAUUUAAAGAUAACCCUCAGAUCAAUUAUGCAAGCGUUCCUUUGUUGAUUUAAAUGGAAAUGAAAUUUGUACACUCGCAGCAAUUGAUGAUUUUAGUAUUGCACCGUAAAUUAUUAAUUGCCAAAAGCAUUAACCUAAUUGCUUAUAAUGCACAAGAUUUCCUUAAUUUAUCAUCAAAUGCAUUGUUUGUGAAUUAGGUUACACAGCCUCUGUCAUCAAUGGAGGUUGUUAUCUAAGUGGAGGAAUAGAUACAUAUGCUAAGGUUUUAAUAGAAGGGGAUUAUACAUUAUAAGAUGGAUCGGUUUAAACUAUUCAAAGCUUUAUGAUGAAACUCUUACCGAAGUCUUAUUUUUAUCCAGCCACAGAUCUAACUGCCAUUAGUACGGAAUAAAUAAUUGAAUGCAUCGAAGGAUACUAACUAAAUAUAUUUGGAUACUGCCAUAAAUCAUGCUCUUCUGAAUGCCGAGUUUGUAAUGAAGAUUCGUUGAAUUAAUUCUUUUGUUAAAAAUGUCCUUUAAAUUAUUACUUUGAGCCUAUUAGAAAUCAAGAGGAAGGAUAGUGUUUUGAAUGCACAUAGCUGUGUAACAUCUGUCGAGCACGUUCAACUGAAGAAAUAUAUGUAAUUAUAGAUUUAAAUAUAUGUUUAGAUUUUAUAACCAACCUACAAAAUAAAAGAUGAAAAUCUUGUUUACACAACAAAGUGUCUAAAACCAAUCAACGAUCCUAAUGUCUAUCUCGAUACUUAUGAUUAAAUAGCCAAGCAUUGUUUAGAUGAUAUCUAGUGUAAACCUUAAUUACAGUUUACGUAUGAUUUUGAUUAUUGCGAGAAUGUUGAUUCAAUGUGGGAAAACAAUAUCAACAUAAAUUAUAGCAAUCAAAUGGGUGUAGAUACAAUAGUUGUUAAAUUUAAUAUUCUCGUAAGUGAUAUAUAAUCCUGUCAUUUUGACGGUUUUAUUGUUAAAAACACUUUAAAAUCUAAAAUAUUCCCCUUAAGAAAUCUUUACUUUAAAUUUGGUUCUGAUGAAACAUUGGUAUUUACUACUUCAGAUCACAUUAAAAUAUCAAAUUUUGACAGACUUGAAAUAUACAAUAUCGCUUAUUGGAGAAGUGAAGAGACUAACUUUAUUAUGAAAAAUAAUCUAUAAUAAAUUGAUCUACAUUUAAGAAAUUUUAAAAUUGUUGAUAGUGAAAUUGUCAACACUUAAGCCAUUUUUUAAACUGAUCUGUUUGGAAGAAUUUAUUUUGAUUCAUUUGAAAUUUUUAAUUCAACAUUUCAGAAUUCAUCACUCCUUGAUUUUGAAAAAUUUCCAAUUAGUGGAGAUAUAGAAAUUAAUAAAAUUAUAAUUAGAAAUUGUACAAUCAAUUAAUCAGACAUUUUUAAUUUUAAAAUGAACUAAGGGUCUAUCUCCAUUGUUAAUCUAAUAUUAGAAGAAUCGUAUCUAUAUAACUCUACUAUCUUUUCGAUAAAUUCAAAUAAUGCAAAUGUAAAAUUUACGAAUUUUUAAAUUAAUGGCAAUUCUUUUUUUUAAUCUAGGUUUUAAAAAAGUAGCCUCUCAUUUAAUCAGGAAUUGAAUGAUAUUUAAAUUUACGAAAAUUUUUUCUCAAAUUCAGAGGCUUUUGAAAUAAAUUACAAUAUCACAAUGUCUGAUUUGCUCAUAUCUAAAAAUACUUUUGAAAACUCAACUCUAUUUUUCACAUCAGAAACUCUGUUUACUUUUAAACUCUAUUAAAAAAUCAACUAACUUUAAGCUAAGUUUAACACUUUCAUAAGUUCAAAUAUUUGGAGAGUUCAGUCAAGCUUAGAAACCAGCAAUUUGAUCUUAAGCCUUGAUUAAAUUAUUCUUUAGGAUAUGGAUAGUAUUGACCAAUUGCAUUAUUUGUUCAAAUUUAAAUGCCAUCAGCUUUUCUUAAAUGAUGUUUCAAUAAAUAAUCUAAAUAACAUUUUUAUCUUCUACAUUUAUUAAAGUAAUUAGAUCUUUGUUGAGAAUAUCUAAUAUUAAGGUUCUCAAAAUUAGUAUAAGAUUCCACUAAUAUAGUCUUGUUAGGAAAUUCCAAGUAAAAAAACUAAACUGUUGAAAAUAAUGGGUUUUUCACAGGUCAACAUUAUUAAGGUUAGGAUAUCUAAUAUAUUUAACAUUGACGAAUCAAACAUAGAAAUUAAUUCUAAUAAUGAAGAUUUAAGCACAACUUUAAAUUAGAUAUAAAUAUAAGACAUUUAAUUUAUAGAGAAUAUUGUAGUCUUAAUAAAUUAGGUCGAAUUCACUUCUCUAUUAAAGAUUAACUCUGAAAAACAAUUAAAUAUCAUUAUAAAUGAUAUUCAUUAUAUAGAAAACAUAUUUCAUUCUUUCGCAGGAAGUGUUUUUAAAUCCUAUGCUAGUUUGAUUUUUUUCAAUUGUAAAAUUUGCAAUGUCAGAAUAAAUAAUUAUCUCUCUAAAUUUAAUGUAUUCACAAAUUCAUCUAAUUCAUUUGUGUAUAUCAAUUCCAAUAUAAUAAAUUUUAACAACUAUUCUGUCCAGAAUCACAACCUACUUCCUUAAAGCGUAUGGGAAAAAUACUUCGAAUUACAAUUAGACAAGUCAUAUAAUUAAGAGGAACUAAAAUAAAUCAUUUAAUAGAUCUUGUUUAUAAAAAACAUAGGUGGGGCAGCAUAAUUAACAACAGCUAAUUUUCAUUGUCUUAAUUGUAGUUUUAUGAAUAUUAGAGCAUAUAAAAGUUCUGUUUUUGAAAUAAUUACAGAGGAGGAAGGUGUAAUCAAAUUGAUAGAUACGUACAUAUCUGAAACAGAACAUAAUCUUGAACAAUUUGCUAACAGUUCAGGAUGUAUAAGCAUUUACUCAUAAAAUAGUUUGUUAAAUUUGAUAAUAACUAAUUCUCAUUUUUCUCAAGUAAUUAGCAGAAUGGCUCCAUCAAUCCUUAGUAUCAUUCCUUCAAAUAUUGAAAAUUUAAUAUCAAUAGUUAGUGUUAACAUCAGAAAUUGUUUAUCUUUAAUUAAUUCCUUCAUGAAAAUAUCAUUCGCAAACAAAAUAGCUCAAUAGAAUAAAAUUCAAAUUAUGAAUCUAACUAUAACCCAAGAUGAAGGAAAUUGGAUCAGUUAUUUUUAUAAAAUUGAACCCUUAACAAACUCUGAAAUUGAAGAGAUAAUAAAUGAAAAGAAUGCUUUAAUGUAUUUUGAAAGUUGUUCAGCUAAUAUUUAAGGUCUAGUAAUUUCAGGGUUAUAUUUAUUUCCAGUCAUUAAAGCUUUAGAUAUCCCCUCCUUCAAAUUAUACAAUUGCAAGAUUGAUUAAAUUUAACUAUUUUACUCAUUUGAUAUUAUUGAAAUCGAAUCAAUUCUUCAAAACUAAAAUGUUGUAUUUAUAUAAUCCUUAAGUAUAACGAACACUUAUACUUAUUAAGCACUUUUGACUUAGGUGCUGAAUACCAAAGUUUUAAAGAUUUACUUGAAUUGUGUGGCAAUUGACAUAUACACUGAAGAAAAAUUUUAAACUUUUUUUGAUAUUCAAAGUUCUUUUUAACAAAAGUCCUAAAAUACUUCAUCAUAUGUUUACAUUAAAAGCAUUUAAGAAAAUUCUAUCUUUACCUUUAAUCUGAUUAAGAUACAAAACAAUAAUUGUUCUUCAUGUAAUGGUUUGAUGUAUUUUAACUUUCUUAAAAGUUAAACACUUAGGAUAACUGAUUUUGAAUGUAUUUCCAACAUAAUUUCAAAUUAUGGAUGCAUCAAUCUAAUUCAUUCAACUCAAUAAUCAAAACAGGUUAAAUUAAUUCAUUCAAGUUUUAUGAACAACAAUGGUAGCCAAGGAGUUGCAAUUACUUCUAUUGGAGCUGCUAUUUUAUUACAAAAUUGUUUAAUCAUAAAUAAUACUGCCAGAGAAAAAGGGGGAGGUCUUUACUUUGAAAUGAAAAAUAGCUCUUUUAUAAUAAAAUCGUCAAUAAUUAUACAGAAUAGAGCUUUGGAAGGAGGAGGAUUGUAUUUGGAAGGAAAUCAAAGCUUAAGUCUUAAUAAUUUUAUUUCAACUUUAUUAUUAUAUAAUUCUGCCAAAUAUUGUGGGAAUAACCUUAUAGAAAGUCCAUCAAAAUUAGUUCUAACUAUCAAUCAAGUAUAAAUGAAAUCAGCUAACUUUAUAUUGAAUAAUAUGACAUAAGCCAAAAUACUGUAAUUAAAACCAUAUAUAACAGUUGAAUAAGAAAAAAUAGUUAGGAGUGAGUAUCUGAAAAUCCCAAGUAACCAAGUUAUAAUGGAUUAUAAUAUUAUAAUACCCAAAAUAUCCUUUUCCCAAAUAUUAUUCUCAGAUCUUAGCUUAUAUUUUUCAAAUAGUAUGGAUGAACAGCUUUAUCACCUACCAAAUUCAACAUGUAAUGUUAGUUAAUAAAUUAUAACUAACUAAGAAAUAUAAAAUAGUACAAAUCUAGGCUAAUUAGAUUAUAAUACAAAAUCUAAUAAUUUUGAUUUAAGAUAUUUGUCACUUCAUUUCAACCCUAAUUUAUAAAAGCAAAGUCAUUUAUAAAUCAUAAUAUAAUGCAAUCCUUAAGAUCAUUCUAAAUAAUUGUAUUACGUUAUAUAAGCACAAUCUUAUAAAUGCUAAUUAGGGGAAUUUUAUGUCGAUGAUGGUUGUCAAUCAUGUUAAUCAAUUUAAGGGUUUUACUCUGUUACAUAUAAUGUGACUAAAUGUUCUAUAUUUGAUAAAUCAAAAUACUUGUCAAUUACAUCAAAUCAACUGAAUUUGUAAGAGGGAUAUUGGAGACCUCAUUAUCUAUCCGAUUACACUACUUAAUGUUUUAAGAACACUCAAAAUUGUAAGGGUGGUUGGCUUGUAGGUGAUGAAAUUUGCCUUCAAGGACACAUUGGAGCAUUGUGUGAAGAAUGUGAUAUUUAUAAUAUUCGAGGUGAUGGAAAAUACUUUAAGAACUCUGAGAUAUUAUAGUGUCUAUCUUGUUUUGGGAUAUCUGAUAGUAUAAUACCAUUUGUUAUGAAUACUGUUUGGUAUAAAUAUAUAUAUAUAUUUAGGGCUGUGUUAUCGAUUGUUUUGACUUUAAUUAGUCUCAAUAAAUCAAAUGAUUUAUUUGUUUUAUUAAGAGUUAAACAAAGAUAGAGUCAAAUCAUUUACAAGUUAACUUAAGGUAUUUAAUUAGUUAAAAUUAGAUUUUGAAAGCAUUUUCAUUAAAAUGAUGCUGAAUUACUUUUGGAUAUUUUCCUUAAUUUUUACAUUUAAUAUUAGUUUCUCUUUCUCUUUUAACUUCAUAGAUAAAGCUAGCAAUACUACUUAUUCAAUGGCAAAUAAUUUAGAUUGCUAUUUAUCAGAUUUAUCUGGCACUGAACUUCUUUAUUUGAAAGUCUUUGUAAUUUUGGUGUUAAUAUUUUGGCAAUUUGUGAUAAUUCUGUUAAUAUUUGUUGCCUAUAGUUUCUUCAAUAAAGAAACUUUUAAAUUUCGAAUAGUCUCCAAUAUCUUACUUUGUUUAUACAUUCUAAAUUACUCAGGCUUAAUAAAAUUGUAAAAUAUCAAUGAUAAUAAUGAAGAUUAGGUUCUAUAAUUUCCCUCAGAGAGAUAUCAGACUAAAUUUAUAUUUAGGGCGAUGUUUCAUUAUUCUACAAUACUUAAAGUCAUUUCAAUUGGAUGAUAUUUUUCAUGAUCCCAUUCUUGGUGAUAUUUGGCGGACUGAUUCCUUUAGCACUUUUCUUGUUGAUAGUAUUGAAGAAAGAGAAAAUGAGCUAAGGGCAAUGGAGAGGUCACAUUUGCUAUUUAUUUAAUGAAUACGAGAAGGAGUGCUAUUAUUGGGAAGAAAUUAAACUGUUAAAAAAAGCAGUUAUGAUAUUAAUCUUGACUUAUUUUGAGACUAAUAUAUGGAUUAAGGCAUCCCUCCUAGGACUUUGCUUAUUGUUGUAUUAAGUAUUAACUGUGAACAACAGACCUUAUGUUAUAUCCAAAUUAAAUCACUUAGAUUUGCAAAGUGGAUAAAUUUGCUCUAUCUCUAUAUUUUUAGCAACAACUAAAUAUUUCUGUGAAGGGUAGAAUAUUCCUAUUACUUCUAUGAUACUUUAAGUUAUAUUGACCAUACUUUUUAUACUCCUCUCAUAUCCAUUUAUUGCAUCCAUCCUAAAAAUUUACAAUAAAAAAUAUAAAAUUCUUUUUUUGACUUAUUUUGAAUUACUAUUGAAAAAGUUAAAAAUAAAACUACUUUAAAUGGAAAUUUCUAGAUUGUUGCAAUAAGAAGUAGAAAAACAACAAAAAUUACAACAUCAUUUGAAAAAAUUAAGAAAAUAUUUAAUGAGCAUUUCCAAAGCUUAAAUAAUAAAUAGACAGUAACAUUAUUCUCUAUACUUUUAGGUUAACACAUAUCUCUAAGGACAAAAGAAUGAAUACUCAAUAGAAUAUUCUAAGUACUGAGCUUGUAGGAUAAUCUAAUAACCUUAUUAUAUUAGAUAGAUAAAAUAUAUGA